This is a messenger RNA of Acanthosepion pharaonis, 1275 nucleotides long. NCBI's taxonomy places the organism in Eukaryota, Metazoa, Mollusca, Cephalopoda, Sepiida, Sepiidae. The record is from the annotation of a GenBank genome assembly.
AUGAAUGAAGCAGCUGCAGCGAAAUUACGUUAUCAACAAGGAAAUGAAAAGGGAGUGAUUUCUUCUUGUAGUAACGGAACAGAACAUUGCAUUUCUCAACUAAGCAAACAACAAGCCAUGAAAUUACAACAGUUCCGAGGUGCCCUUCGAGAUGUCCUUCAGCCACACAAUGACGACGAUGAUUUAUUGCGAUGGCUCAGAGCUCGGAAUUUUGACCUGAAGAAAUCAGAAGCCAUGUUCCGGAAGAAUCUUCUAUGGCGCCAAGAAAUUGGAGCUGACACAAUUCUUGAGAAUUACACUGACCCAGAAGUUAUCCAGAAAUACUAUACUGGUGGAAGUAUAGGCUUUGACAAAACGGGGUGCCCAAUUUGGUAUGAUCCAAUUGGCAAUAUUGACAUGCAGGGUCUGUUACGAUCUGCAAAGCGGUCAGCCAUGGUGAAGAACAAAGUGGGUAUGAUGGAAAGAAUGAACAAGCUCUUCAAGGAAUGCUCCAAAAAGAAUGGGAAGAAGAUUAACCAAUUAAUAUGUAUAAUGGACCUAAAAAACCUUGGACGUAAACACCUGUGGAAACCAGGGAUUGAUGUAUUUGUUGAAAUGAUUUGCAUGUUUGAGGAUCACUACCCAGAAACUCUGAAACAAUGCUUCAUCAUUAAUGCUGCAUCAGUGUUUCCAAUUUUGUUCAACAUUACAAAGCCUUUCCUUAGUUCAGAAACAAAGAAGAAAAUCCACAUUCUUGGUGUCAAUUAUUUACUAACUUUACUAGAAUACAUUGAUGCUGAUCAACUGAUUGCCCAUUAUGGCGGGAAACUUUAUGAUGAAAACAAUGAUCCAAAAUGUUCUUCUCAUAUAUGCUAUGGAGGUGCUGUACCAAAAGAGUAUUUCAAGACUUCUGAUAAAGAUGACAUUGAGAACUUUACAGAAGUGACGAUUAAAAGAGGAUCUUCUGUUGAAAUAAGCGCAGACAUCACAGUACCUGGCAGUUUGUUGUCGUGGCAGUUUACAACUGCAAAUUGUGAUAUCAAUUUUGGAAUAUUCAAGAAAAAAGUCUACAGCAUUACGAAACAAUCAGAAAUGACUGUUGUGGUUCCCAGUCAAAGAGUUAACAGUCAUUUGGUACCUGAAGAUGGCAGCAUUUUGUGUGAAGAACCAGGAAUUUACAUAUUCCAGUUCGAUAACAAUUACAGUUGGCUACGCUGUAAACACGUCUUCUAUAGAAUUACCAUCAUCAAACCAGAUAUUGACAACCACAUUAGUGAAGAUAUCAUCCUUGACUGA